Molecule: messenger RNA, 375 nt
Organism: Rasamsonia emersonii CBS 393.64
Lineage: Eukaryota; Fungi; Ascomycota; Eurotiomycetes; Eurotiales; Trichocomaceae
Exons: 2
Coding region: 1-375 (124 amino acids)
Source: RefSeq, a predicted model, not a curated record
AUGUCCAAACAAGGUAGUAAAUUGCGAGGUGCAUCUGUGUGGAUGGGUCAUGUGACUGUUCCUACUGAGUAUGGUCAUGAGGACUUGACUCCUCUACAAGACCGGCGCAGCCACCCGUACAAACAGAACUCAACAAACACAACGCGUAUAAACAGUGCCAAACAGAAUCAACUAUCGUACACGCACACCAGUGCAGAUCCCAUCCAGAUAAUUCCAUCCCAUGCACUUCCCAGAUUAAGUACGAGAGUAAAUGUUAAAAACAUGCCGAGCAAAAUCCCUCGCCCUCAACGCCAGCUUAACCGGUCCAAUGAUCCCUAUCGCACCGCUGACGCUGUCGCAAACCACAUGCGGGUAUAUCGUAGUCCAUAUGUAUGA